GUUCUACUCGGCGCGGUGCUGCCGGCUAAGGCGGGGAGGUUCGCGAUAUAUUAACUGAUUACCCCUCCGCCGUGGACACCGUAAACAUUACAAUAUUUAUAUCUCACCAUCUCCCUCGUCUCUCUUCCUCUUCUCUUCUAUUGUCAUCUGUGUUUUUUCUGAACUAUCCAUCAACUUCCUCCUAAGGAAUAAGAACUGCUGCUCUGCUCUGCAUUUGAUCGAUCGUCGCUGGUUCGUCAUUCUAUCUAGCUUGAAUCGACACCCCCCUCUCUCCUCAACCACCUCAAACAUGCCUACCACCAGCUUCCGUCUCUUCCAGAAACCCCUCAUCGCCACAUGCUUCCCCGCCGCACGACUCACCCAACCGAGUACUUCCCCGCACGCCCGCCGCAUCCCAUCAUCCACCACCGCAGUUUUCACCCGCAACUCCUCCUCCGCGCUCAAGCAGGUCCUUCGCGACGAGUCAAUUCCCGCAAAGCGUGAACUUUUUAAGAAACUCAAGACAGAAUAUGCCACAAAGUCGCUCGGAUCGGUUGACGUCGCAGCCGCAGUCGGCGGCAUGCGCGGCUUGAAGUGCAUGCUUUGGGAAGGCUCUCAGCUCGACGCAAACACCGGCAUCAGAUUUCACGGCAAGUCAAUCGCUGAAUGUCAGAAGCUUCUACCAAAAGCACCAGAAGGAGGAGAGAUGCUCCCUGAAGGCAUGUUUUGGUUUCUCCUCACUGGAAAUAUUCCCACGGUCGAACAAGUCCGAGGUCUCUCUGCGGAUCUGGCAAAGCUCUCAGACAUCCCAGACUAUGUAACUACCCUUCUUGACAACCUACCGCCGACCAUGCAUCCCAUGACGCAGAUAUCAAUUGCCGUCGCUGCCCUGAACCACGACUCAAAGUUUGCAAAGCUAUACGAAUCUGGCAAGCUCUCAAAGGCAGACUACUGGGAGCCCACCUUUGACGACGUGAUUAGUUUGGUUGCAAAGCUGCCUGUCCUAGCAGCUAAAAUCUACCAAAACACGUAUCGCGGCGGCGGCCCGCUGCCGGCUGAGGUGGAUCCAUCGCUCGACUGGGCGCGCAACUUUUCAAACCUGCUGGGCGUCUCGCAUGAUGCCGACUUUGUCGACUUUAUGCGCCUCUAUCUCGCCCUGCACGGUGAUCACGAAGGCGGGAAUGUUUCCGCCCACGCAACCCAUCUCGUUGGCUCUGCUCUCUCGGAUCCGUUCCUCGCCUACUCUGCAGGUCUCGAGGGACUGGCCGGUCCACUCCAUGGACUUGCUGCGCAGGAGGUUCUGCGCUUUAUUCUCGACAUGAAGCAAGGGCUGCCCGAGUCUUACUCUGCGACUCAUAUCGAAGAUUAUCUCUGGAGUGUUCUCAACUCUGGGCGCGUAGUGCCAGGCUACGGCCAUGCAGUUCUGCGCAAGCCCGACCCGCGCUUUGAAGCACUGAUCGAGUACGCGCGCGCGCGCCCCUGGAUCAGCUCUGGCGACGCAGUCAUCAGACUCGUGCUCGAGACCUCGACGGUGGCGCCCAGGGUUCUCACCAAGCACGGCAAGACAAAAAAUCCGUACCCGAAUGUCGAUGCCGCGUCGGGUGUUCUCAUGCACCACUUUGGGCUCACGCAGACUAUGUUCUAUACAGUCGCGUUCGGUGUUUCGAGAAGUAUUGGUCCGCUCACGCAGUUGAUUUGGGAUCGUGCUCUGGGAUUGCCGAUUGAGAGACCGAAGAGCAUCACGAUGAAGACCGCGAUGGAGCUUGCCAAAUAGUUUACAGUAGAGCCGCUAAAAUCAAUUUUCUAGCUCUAGAUAAAUAUCCAUCAACCACUCCGGAUCUAGAAUCCAGACAGACGCAGUAAUUAACUCGCAGGCCAAACGCGGCCAACGUCAUAGC
Molecule: messenger RNA, 1877 nt
Organism: Myxozyma melibiosi
Lineage: Eukaryota; Fungi; Ascomycota; Lipomycetes; Lipomycetales; Lipomycetaceae
Product: citrate synthase-like protein
Exons: 3
Coding region: 290-1753 (487 amino acids)
Biological process (GO): tricarboxylic acid cycle; carbohydrate metabolic process
Cellular component (GO): mitochondrial matrix
Molecular function (GO): 2-methylcitrate synthase activity
Source: RefSeq, a predicted model, not a curated record